Messenger RNA from Vavraia culicis subsp. floridensis, 1116 nucleotides. Its product is annotated as pantothenate kinase. Gene Ontology annotation, cellular component: cytosol. Gene Ontology annotation, molecular function: ATP binding; pantothenate kinase activity. NCBI's taxonomy places the organism in Eukaryota, Fungi, Microsporidia, Pleistophoridae. The transcript has a single exon. Gene Ontology annotation, biological process: coenzyme A biosynthetic process. The record is from RefSeq and is a predicted model, not a curated record. Bases 1 to 918 code for a protein of 305 amino acids.
AUGAGCUUUUUUUUUUUUGCGACCGUUGUUUUUAGCACCAUAUCAAUGAUUGGUAUCGAUUUCGGUGGAUCACUUAUAAAAUGCGUUGAGAUCGUUGGCAAUGAGACAAAAUUUACUGUAAUGAAAAUAAAGGAUGUUGUUGAGCUGUCGAAUAUGCUUAAACAAAAAAGUGGAGCAAAAUUGAUGUUGACUGGCGGUGGUUCGUACAAGCACAAUUUUUUGCCGCAUGAAAAUAUUUUGCCGGAAAUGGAGGCAUUGUAUUUAGGGUAUCAGUACAUUUUAGAACACGACAUACAACAGUUCUACACGUACAAUCCGAUCAGUAUGAAUAAGAACAAAGUCGCGCGGACCAAUGAAUGCAUUCUGGUAAACAUUGGGUCAGGCAUUUCGAUAAUAAGAUUAACGCAAAACAAUUUUGCAAGGUUGGGAGGUACUACUAUCGGAGGAGGCACAUUUGCUGGACUGGGUUGGCUGAUUUGCAAGGAAGAAAACAUCGACAAAAUGUUUGAUAUGGCUUCGUUGGGUAACAACUUUGGCGUUGAUCUGUCUAUUAAUGAUAUCUAUGGAAAUUGUGACACCAGAAAUCUUCUUGGGCUUUCUAACAAUCUUGUUGCAAGUUCCUUUGGCAAAGUCUCCCUUUCUUCCGAUAUCGAGUUCAGCAAAUAUGAUAUUCUAUCAUCUCUGCUCUCCCUAAUAGUGAAUAAUGUCUGUUUGAUGGCCAUAAGCCAUGCAGAAAAACAGAACAUGGCACGAAUUGUGUUUUCAGGCUGCUUUAGUCUGCAAGACGUUGUCCAAAAACGAAUAGUGUAUUGCUUCCACGCACUCAGAAAGACAUCUAUAGAACCAGUUUUUAUAGAACAUGCGGGGCAUUUGGGAGCAUUCGGAUGUAUCAACUGGAUAAUGCACAACAAUCGGUAGGAACAAAACGAGGUUUUUCGCCAGCAGUGUCACGUAUGGAAUACAAUAAAGCAAUGGCGAGAAAAUUAUCUUUAUUUAGUGUUGAAGAUGCUUUAAUUUACACCAUUAUUUCUCAACUACGGGAAUUUGUGCCGUAAAUCUUCAUGCUAUCAUAUCGUACGCAAAGUGUGAAUUUAAUGCAUAACUAUUGCACAUGUG